Molecule: messenger RNA, 7491 nt
Organism: Otolemur garnettii (small-eared galago)
Lineage: Eukaryota; Metazoa; Chordata; Mammalia; Primates; Galagidae
Gene: ATF6
Product: activating transcription factor 6
Exons: 16
Coding region: 140-2113 (657 amino acids)
Biological process (GO): endoplasmic reticulum unfolded protein response; regulation of transcription by RNA polymerase II
Cellular component (GO): nucleus
Molecular function (GO): DNA-binding transcription factor activity, RNA polymerase II-specific; RNA polymerase II cis-regulatory region sequence-specific DNA binding
Source: RefSeq, a predicted model, not a curated record
UUUGUCUACAUCGGGCCACCGUCUCAUCAGCGUUACGGAGUGUUUUGUCCUUCUGCAGCCGCCGUCCCUGAUAUGAUUCACGGAGUUCCAGGACAGGGGAACUUGUGUUACGGAGGAGCCGGCUGGUGUUACCGGCACCAUGGAGUCACCUUUUAGUCCGAUACUUUCUCACAAGCCGGAUGAAGACUGGGAUUCUACUCUGUUUGCUGAACUUGGUUAUUUCACAGACACUGAUGAGCUACAACUGGAUGCUGGAAAUGAAACUUAUGAAAACAAUUUUGAUCAUCUUGAUUUUGAUUUGGAUUUGAUGCCUUGGGAGUCAGACAUUUGGGACAUCAGCAACCAAUUCUGUACUGUUAAAGAUAUUAAGACAGAACCUCAGCCACUUUCGCCAGCUGCCUCAAGUUGUUCAGUCUCAUCUCCUCGGUCAGUGGAUUCUUGUUCUUCAACUCAGCAUGUUCCUGAGGAGUUGGAUUUGUCUUCUAGUUCCCAGAUGUCACCCCUUUCUUUAUAUAGUGAAAGCUGUAAUAGUCCCUCCUCAGAACUGCUGAAGGAAGAUAAGCCCGUCAUUGGUCCUAGGAAUAAAACUGAAAAUGGACUGACUCCAAAGAAAAAAAUUCAGAUGAAUUUAAAACCUUCAAUUCAGCCCAAGCCUUUAUUGCUUCCAGCAACACCCAAGACUCAAACGAACUCCACUGUUCCAACAAAAACCAUUAUUAUUCAGACGCUACCAGCACUUUUGCCCUUGACAAAGCAGCAGCCAAUUAUCAGUAUACAACCUGCACCCACUAAAGGUCAGACUGUUUUGCUCUCCCAGCCUACUGUGGUGCAGCUUCAGGCACCUGGAGUUCUACCCUCUGCUCAGCCAGUCCUUGCUGUUGCUGGAGGAGUUUCGCAGCUACCUAAUCACAUGGUGAAUGUGGUACCAGCUCCUGUGGCAAAUAGCCCAGUGAAUGGAAAACUUUCCGUGACUAAGCCUGUCCUGCAGAGUACCAUGAGAAGUGUGGGUUCAGAUAUUGCUGUGCUAAGGAGACAGCAACGUAUGAUAAAAAACCGAGAGUCUGCUUGUCAAUCCCGCAAAAAGAAGAAAGAGUAUAUGCUGGGGCUAGAGGCAAGGUUAAAGGCUGCCCUCUCAGAGAAUGAGCAGCUGAAGAAAGAGAAUGGGUCACUGAAACGGCAGCUGGAUGAAGUUGUAUCAGAGAACCAGAGGCUUAAAGUCCCUAGUUCAAAGCGAAGAGCUGUCUGUGUGAUGAUAGUAUUGGCAUUUAUAAUACUGAACUUUGGACCUUUGAGCAUGCUGGACCAGGAUUCCAGGAGAAUGAAACCUAGUAUGAGCCCUGCUAAUCAAAGGAGGCACCUUCUAGAAUUUUCUGCAAAAGAGGAGCAAGACACACCAGAUGGUAUCAUCCAGAAAAAUAGCUACAGAUAUGAUCACUCUGUUUCAAAUGACAAAGCCCUGAUGGUGCUAAGUGAAGAACCACUGCUUUACAUUCCUCCACCUCCUUGUCGACCCCUAAUUAACACAACAGAAUCUCUCAGGUUAAAUCAUGAACUUCGAGGGUGGGUUCAUAGACAUGAAGUGGAAAGGACCAAGUCAAGAAGAAUGACAAAUAAUCAACAGAAAACCCGUAUUCUUCAGGGUGCUCUGGAACAGGGCUCAAACUCUCAGCUGAUGGCUGUUCAAUACACAGAAACCAGCAGUAUCAGAAACUCAGGGAAUGAGCUACAGGUGUAUUAUGCUUCACCCAGAAGUUAUCAAGACUUUUUUGAAGCCAUCAGGAGAAGAGGAGACACAUUUUAUGUUGUGUCAUUUCGAAGGGAUCACCUGCUGUUACCAGCUACUACCCAUAACAAGACCACAAGACCAAAAAUGUCAAUUGUAUUACCAGCGAUAAACAUAAAUGAGAAUGUGAUCAAUGGGCAGGAUUAUGAAGUGAUGAUGCAGAUUGACUGUCAGGUGAUGGACACCAGGAUCCUCCACAUCAAAAGCUCAUCAGUUCCUCCCUACCUCCGAGAUCAGCAGAGGAAUCAAACCAACACCUUCUUUGGUUCCCCUCCAGCAGCCACGGACACAACCCAUGUUGUCAGCACGAUCCCUGAGUCAUUACAGUAGCACCUGCACCUACGUUGGAAAACUAAGAGUGGUGCCCUGCCAAGGUGAAGAGCGGGUGAGAGAAAUGCUGCUUUUUCUGCCUUCUUGGUGGCAGGCAGAGACCUGCCUUGUGCUAGAAUUCAAGGGGAGAGAGAGGGAAAAAGGCUGCUGCUGCAUUUUUACCAUCUACUUGGAAAACACUGGAAUUCAGACACAAGAGAACAUGUCUUCGGUGGCAGAUGUAGCCCUGCAUCCUCCCAUGUUACCAACUGAGGAUUUUUUCUGUACCUCUCUAAAUGGCUACACCCUUUGUAUUUGUUUUCUGUUUAAAUAGUCACCUUUUUUCAAAUAAGAUCCACCUCCCCUUUUUGCCAUUUUAUGUUUUGAUGCAGUAAAGUGAAUUUUUUUAAAGCUGUACAGCACACAGAUGUUUAGAUGGUUUCCACUGAUUGGAUCUUUCAUUCACUUAAUACAAAACCAUUCUCGGUAUUGUGCUCACUUGAGAAGACAGAUUUCAAAACCAGAAUAGCCAAAAACAGUCCAGAAAGAGACAAAACAAUUUGGAGCUUUAGGGGAAAGGGAAAACCCCCAGUUGGUAAAGUUUAUUUUUACUUAGGAUUUGUGGUUCACACCUUAAUGAAUAAGUGUUUGGGGGUCAGGGUGGGUAGCAAAUUUAGGAGAAUGAUAUGGAAGGGAAGGGUCAGUGGUGGAGUUCUGAGAGAAAGAGAUAGCUCUCAAAUUGAAAGUUUGAUACAAUUAUAGUUUAAGACUUAACGCUUACAGCUACCAAUAGAGGACUCUAGGCCAGCAAAUACUAGCACACAUAUGUAUGUCUUCUCUUUACUAAUCGAGGGCAUGUCUUCUGGGACCACAAGACAGAUCCUGCGUUUUCAUUGUGAGUCCCCACCACGUCACACAUCACCUAUUAAUAUGACACCAAAUUCAGCUCAGGACCACGGAGGUGACUCUAGAAUGAAGCAAGGCAGCCUUUUCUCUUGAGAAUUAACAAGUGUUUAUUCCAGAAAGCAGUGCAGACAGGCAAUUCAGCAGAGUGGAUUCUUGCUGAGGGAGUGCAUCCCAUAAUAUGGCAAUAAUUUUCCGUUUCUUCAGUGAAAAGACAAUGAAGGAAUUAACUCUUGUGUCUUCCAUUGUUUAAAAAAACAAAUGUUUUGUUGGAUGAAUUCACAGAAGUGAAUCUCAGGGUGAUGUACUCCUCUCUGAUAUUGGACCUUCACCUUCUAAAGUGGGUCUUUCUCCUUCUCUUUCUCUAACACUUUUCGAUUUCUUGAUAGAACUCAUUCUACAAACACUUCUUCUCACCCCCUCUUGAUUUGCCAUGUCCUAUUUCUCCCCUUUCCGUUCCACACUAUAUCCCUCAAUUUUUCUUAUUCCUAGCAAGAUAGGGAAAGGGAAAUUAUAUCAACUCUCAAGGAUUACAUGCAGCCUGUUAUUUUUUUGCCUGUGAAAUUAGGCCUGGCUCUUGAACAUUUUAAAGACUCACCAACAUGUCUAGCUCUCUGGACAGGUGCCUCUCUGCCCAAGCCAGUAAAGGAAGGCUCUCUUGUUCUAUUACCUGCGAAUCUGGAAUUUGUAAAGUGCUAGUUAACCUUCCUCUUUUUCCACAUCACAAACCGUUUUAGGUCUGUGCAGCACUCCCCUCUGAUUUGGCUAGCCUGGGUGAUUUUCAGACAAGAACAUUUUCCCUGGGGACCAUUCUUCUAAUGGGUGCCAAGGAAUUGAAAGCAAAUGCCUAGAAGAUCAUUGGGCUACUGGGCAGUCUUCUCAUGGGACUUUUUCCUCUGACCUGCUCCUCACGCUCUGUAAUGUGAACUAGACCAACAAGAGGCUGUGACUGUGGCCAGUAGGCAGCAGUUACAUUGUUGUCCUCCAGCUGCUGAUAUUCUGCUGGAACUCCCUCAUUCUGCUAGAGACACACACAGUAUGUGUGUAGUGAUGAUGGCAGGAGCUCCCUCCUCUCCUUUGCACUGACUCACACAACAAGGACCCAUCACAUGCACUUCAUGUUCUUAGCACUUUCCUUUUAAGAAGAACUAAUACCAAUCCUACCUAAACUAUUCCCAAAAAUCAAGGAAGAAGGGUUACUCCCAAACUCAUUCUAUGAGACCUAUAUCAUCCUAAUACUAAAACCAGACCAACAUGCAACACAAGAAGAAAAACAUAGGCCAGUAUCUCUGCUGAACAUAGUUCCAACAAUCCUCAGCAAACUACUAGCAAACUGAAUUUAAUACAACACAGUAAAAAGAUCAUUCAUCAUGAUCAAGUGGGAUUCAUCCCAGAGAUGCAAGAACAGUUCAGCAUUCACAAAUCAGUCACUGUGAUAUGUCCUAUCAACAGAAUGAAGGGCAAAAUCCAUAUUAUCAUUUCAGUUGAUACUGAAAAGCACUUUGCUUUAACUUUAUCCCUCUAUUCCCAGCUUUUUCUGCUUUUGUUUUAACAACUCCUCAGCCUAAAGACUUCAAUUAUGUCAUGUUCACCAACAGUAAUGGCUCUCUUAAAGGCGACGGUUAGAAGGGAGUCACGGCUAAAGAGCUGGCAGAUGUUGGGAGGGUUGGCAGCCCCAGCCAUGGAGCUAAGAGUACCAGUGAAGUGAUAGGCCAAGCAGUCAGGAGCCUUGCGUUUUCUUUUCCCUCACUGGCCUUUCAGCUCCUUGUCAUUACCUGCUCUUGAAUUAACCUCUUUGAGAUGAGGGAAUAGGAUUCUUCUCAGGGUAGUUUCAGGAAAUGAGUGAAAGGCAACUGACAAAGGCAAAGAAAUAUUCUACUUUUUUAAUUGCUGGUAUAGCUGUUAAUCCCUGGGCACAAUAGUAGUUUCUAUUAAUGUUUGUGAGCUAACACGAGGCCCUUUGGGAAGUGGAAAAUUGCUAUGCCAGAUUAAUAAAUUAAGUGGGCAUCUGGGCUUACUUGGGGUGGAUGGGAGGGGAUGGGAUUGACUUCUAGGGGUUGCAGCCAGAAAUUGUGGGAGAUAUGUAUAUAUAUUUUUUUAAUUUAUUAAGUUGUGAAAUGGGACUUUGCAAACUUAUGAUGAAAUUAAGUAAACCCAUGGAGGAGGCAAGUCUUCCUGUUAUUAGAUGAUUUUGUGCCCUUUGGGCCCAUAAUACUACAAUCUUGGGAAGUGAUGGUGGAGACUGAUGGGAACCAUCUUUCUGCCUUGUUGAAAGUCCCCAAUUUUUAGGUUUAAUGAAAGUAAGUGGAUGUUUCCUCAUGUUAACUAUUGAGUCAGAAGUUAGGGGCUUUUACCUCUUGAAGUUAACUCAUACCAGCAACACAGGGACACAGCUUCAUUAGAGUGUUAGUGUAAACUAAAUCCAGAGUUAGAAGUUAAUAUGAAAGACAGAUGUAUUGUUUGCCAUCCUUGUAGGAUAGAAUCUUUACAUUGGAUUAUUGAGUUGGGUUUGUGUUCUCAUAUGUAAAAAAAUCCUUCAUAAUUAUAAAAGCUCGGAGCAUCUUCCAAUUUAUUUUUAAAUGACUGCAAGUUCCAGCACAAAACUGGCGUUUCCUUGCCUUUCCUUGCUAGCAAGAAGUAGACAAGAGGUAUUUGAAAGCAGCAGUGUUGUAUGAGUCAUUCUUGAACGUUCCAAAUGAAUUUAGGAAAAGACAAGGAACUUGGGAUUCACACUGAUUUUUCUAUCACUUUUAAAGAGACACUGUUCUGAUUAAAUCCUCUGGCCUAAAUCUUCCUCACCCAUGUGUAUUCCUCAGUAGUCACAGCUGAUAAGGGUCUCAGCUGAUAAGAGCCUGUCACUGUGGCAUUUAGCAUGAUUAAUGCUAGAGAACUCCCAAGCUCUUCACCACUUUCAUACUAAUUUUUUAAUUCUUGCCAUUUUUCUAAGCUCAGGUUCUGAAACUUGACAGGAAUGUAUCACAGGAAAAAACUUGUAUUUGACUUUCUAACACAUUGAAAACUUUCAAAGCGACUUCCAAUUUCAACAACUUAUUAGAAGUAACCACUUUUGCUUUCACAGCCUGAAGAGCCAGAGUCUGAUCCAAUGCCCCCUUGCAGUCUGACCUCAUGGAAACUUUCCGUGCAUGAAAGCCUUCUAUCCCCUGCAUACUGACGGGCUGACUCAGCUUCCUUUGGCAGACUGAGGCCUUUUCAUGCUAUCGGCUGUUUCAUACAAAUUAACUAUUCAAGUAAGAUUGCUUAUGGCCAAAAUUGAUAGACACCCAUUAUCACCUAUGGAGCCCAUAUUCCUUACCGGAAUGUUAUUUUCAUCAGUCCUGGCUCAUUUUAAUUUAUAGAGAUUACGAUCUUCGCUGUUAAUAUAAAUACCAAUUAGAACUUUUACCUUAAAAAGAAAGCCUAAAAGAAAGAGAAAGAAAUAUGAAAAAUUUCAUCCCUACCCCUAAUAACAAUUGAAAGGGUAAAUUCCUGUUUCCCACACCCACAGGGUUUGUGACUGAUUUUUAAUUAUUUGGGGAAUAGAAUACUGGACUACCUAAAAAGAUGUUACCAGAGUCCAAAAUGAACUAUGCACAGAAAAGAAAUGCAUUUUUUCCCUAGCAGAAUGUGUUCUAUUAACUUAUAUUUUUAAUGACUAAGCUUAAAACAAAGUUUAUUUAAAUAAGACUAAAACUUUUAGCAGUUUGUUCUAAUAUCUAUUGUUAGCUGUCAUGUGCAAUAGAAUUUAUAAAAAGAAUGACAAAGGUAUCAAGAAGUUCCGUUUUAUGCAUGAAUCGUGUCAUGGCUAGCCAUUGUGACAUAGUGGACGUCAUAUUCAACAUAUUGGUUUGCUAACUUUAAGCAUUAAGGAUUUAUUACACUAAAAGGCUUACAUUAGGCUUGAGAACCAAGGAGUAAAUAAAUCAUAAUUUACCAUUUACCAAGAUCAACAAACACCACACUGUUGCCCCCGGUGAAGUUGGCGACCAUUAGUUAAAUAAAUCAAGAGGCUGGACAUAUACCCCAGUAUGCUAAUCCCAGCCAGAGAUGAUCAGUUUGACUUUCACAGCAAAUGUAUAGUAAACCAUUUUAACUCAUACUUAGCUCUAAUUUCCAGGCCAGUCACCAGGAUAGAGGAGAUGAGGAGGAAAAAGAGUUUUAGAUGAAAACUACUAGGUACUGCUAGCCUCAGAGAUACUAGUUUCCUGUUCUCAUCAUGUUGCCAAGUAUGAUUGAGGUAACAGUGCUUCACUUAGGGAACCAUUAGAACCUGAGGAGAGAGUGUCAGAGUGCUAUUUCAUCAGGAUUUUCUUUCCAAGGUUGUAGCCAUGCUAAUUUAAGAACAUGUUACAGAUAAAGAAGGUAAAGGAGGGAAUGGUGUAUGUUGGUUUACAGUACCUAAAGAAAUAAUAACAGACAAUUUCAUACUUUGAAGCAAGUCUUUAUAAUGCAAUACUUGUUCUUUCUCUGAAAUUCAAAUAAAGAAUUUUUAAACUUGC